UACCAAGCCAAGCCAGAGAACGGGACAGACUGGAGAGCAGCUUCAGGCCUGACUUGUUACAAAUGCCUGGGGACUCGGGAAAAUUGCACCAACCAGGAGCAAAUUUGUACUGAGAAUGAGACUGUAUGCAUGGAAGAAACACGAGCUACUUACGGCCCCAUGAGCGAGACCUUGAAGAGAGGAUGUACAACCCCCCAGCACUGCCAGUUAUACUUCGCUGUCCGUAGGGGGUUUGUUUCCCGAAGCAUCUACUGUUGUUCUCAGGAUCUUUGCAAUGCUGUUCCCUACAAUGUCACUUAUACAGCCAAGCGCAACGGAUUGGAAUGCUACAGUUGUAUAGGCAGCUUGGGUGAAUGUAGUGGGACUGAUGUUCCCACAGCCCAGUGCAGAGGCAGAGAAAAUCAUUGUGUGGAAAUCUCCCGUCAAUGGUUGCCAGAAACUGGUCUGGUGGAGCCUAUCAUCAAGGGCUGUGGAGAUUAUCCCAAAGAAGAACGACUGUUAGCAUACAGCAUAGGUAGCGAAACCAGCUACGUGGCUAUCCGAAUCUGUGAAGGCUCUAAGUGCAACAACAAUUCUUUCCCAGAAUUUUUGACCAGAGAGCCCAACGGGCUGAAAUGUUACAGCUGCUUAGAGGAAGGCAACGGAGAAUGCAACAUAGAGAACCUGCAACUGGCAGACUGCAUGGGAACCAUGGACCAGUGCAUGACUGUUCUAGAUUAUACCCACAACACCAGAAUCCGAGCUGGAUGUGCCAACCAGGAAUUCUGCCAAGAUACCACCUUCUAUGGAGCUUUGAUGCCCAAACUGCCAAUUAGUUACAUGAUAUGCUGCCAGAGUCCUUUCUGCAAUGGACAACCUGGCCAGGGAAUAAGUAGCACAAGAGUCCUUCUUAGCCUGCUGAUGGUGCCACUGUUCAUUGCUUUGAACCAGCAGACAGUGACCUCCCUCCAAAUCACCUCCCUCUAAACUUCUCCUUGCUUCUACCAUGGUUUGAACCACAAUCAUAGGGGACUGAAACAUGUAGAUAAGGCAACACUACUGAGGAGUUCAGCCUCUGGCUGAAGAGCCUGGCCACACGGUUCUGGAUGAGGGUUUUGACACCUACAUGAGAUCUUUUUCCUUAUGUUGAUUAAUUAUCCAGAGGACCAAUUCCUACAGACGUGAUGAAAGUAGAUAAUCAUUUAUGAUGGGCAAACCAUACCUAAAGUGCUACUGAGAUGAUGAUGACGAUGAUGAUGAUGAUGAUGAUGAUGAUGAUGAUGAUGAUGAACUGGAAGAAAACAAGGAUCCCUCUUUAGGAUUGACUCCCUGCCUUCUAAUGUAGAAAUGUUUCAAUGGCGGAAGGAAGGAAGGAAGGAAGGAAGGA
This is a messenger RNA of Python bivittatus (Burmese python), 1366 nucleotides long. NCBI's taxonomy places the organism in Eukaryota, Metazoa, Chordata, Lepidosauria, Squamata, Pythonidae. The record is from RefSeq and is a predicted model, not a curated record.